AUGGCGGAGGAUACAAAGUUGUCGGUACGGCGGCCGCAGUUGCAAGUAACAGGACAUAUACGAGAGGCUGCGGAGAAGGCGCUUCACUGUAGAUCUGUGACUGAUGAUCUGAAGAAAGAGUGUCAGGAAAUGCUUCAGGAAGAGAAUGGAAAAACUCUUGUAUCUACGACAGUACUCAGGGACAUCUAUACUGCACUUCGUGGAGACGGCCAAAAAAUCUUCCUACAUGAAAUAAUUAAAGAUGCAGAAUUCAUGCCGCAAACUGUUAGCCCACCAACUAGAAACCCACAGCUGGAGGCCAGAAUUCAAAAGCUGAGAAUUGAACAGGAGAAUAAAGAGUACAGACGAAUGACCAGAAAUGUGAACCAAAAAGUCCAGACAACAUUUACAUUCCAAGAAGAAGUAAAAGCGAUGAAUCGACAGCUCAUAAUGAUGAUCAAUUUCCUCAUCACUGUUGCCGCUGGCUUCGCAUUUGGAUACAAGGGAAUAGAGAUGAUGGUUGGGAAAGUCUUUGCAAUGCAAAUGAUGUCAGGUCUCAUUGUAGCCCUUAUUGUGUUCUUUGUGGAUCUGUACUUCCUGCUGCGAUACGGCUUCUGA
Candidula unifasciata is the source of this 597-nucleotide messenger RNA. Lineage: Eukaryota; Metazoa; Mollusca; Gastropoda; Stylommatophora; Geomitridae. The record is from the annotation of a GenBank genome assembly.